Messenger RNA from Mycena indigotica, 684 nucleotides. RefSeq lists its product as uncharacterized. The record is from RefSeq and is a predicted model, not a curated record. The transcript has a single exon. The coding region runs from base 10 to 684 and encodes 224 amino acids. Lineage: Eukaryota; Fungi; Basidiomycota; Agaricomycetes; Agaricales; Mycenaceae.
CAGUCCCUCAUGCCACUCUCCUUACAAGUCGUCGCCAGCACGAGUGUUUCGAGUCCAUUCUGGGAUAUCUAUGCGGAGGACUUUGAACCCAAUGCUCGGGCCCAACUUGAAUGGUGUUGGGGUCUGCCUCUUGGUUCUCUUGACAGCCACCUGAGUUCAUUUACGGAUCCUGCCAUGGAGGCACUUUUAGAAGACGACAGCUCCCUUAUAGCCAUUCAUCCCUCAUUGGUUUCUGCAUUACUCGUGCAAUUUAGACGCAAGCGUAGGCAGCCCCCUCAUAUCGAUGGUCUCUACAAUGGCCGAAAGAUGUUCGACUAUAUCGUUCUCGACGCAAACAAAGCCGCCACGAUCCCUCCUCGUCUCAUUUCUUCCUCAAUCCCGCCCCAUCUUACCCUUGGCCCAACGUCCACAAAGCUAUCUAAGAACAUGUUUACGUCGUCUCGUGGACGAGAGAAACGCAUCAGAGCGCUUUUCGAGUUACCAAACGCUUGUCAGCCGUGGCCUGGUAUCACCGUUGACCACCUCCAUCCCUAUUUCACGUGCAUCGAUUACACAUUCAAGCAGUGGUUGAUCGCCACGGUGCCUCCCGAUUUCCUUGCGGGUUUCGACGCACAACUACCGCCCUCUGAUGCUGCAGAUGGGAGCCCACCGCGUUUCCUAAUACCCUAUGAACCGGCAAGAUAG